UCCGCUUCAGCGGGCGCCAUUAGCACCUGGCCGGAAGCAGGGGCGGCGGCAGCCAAUGGGAGGGCGGGGGUGGGGCGGUGGGGCGGUGCAGGGGGCAGAAUGGCGGCGCCGGGGUGUCUGAGGCGUUGGUGGAUGUUGGCUCUGAGCGGCCGGAUGAGCUGGUGUCCCGCUCCGCUGUGCCGAGGACGAGCGCUGCCAAAGCCCCUGGUGGGCCCUGCCUGUGCAGUUGGGCACCCCCUGCGGUGGGCAGCGUCCUUCUCUCAGCCAGGCCCGACAGAGAGUGAGCCCAGCGAGGGACAGAUCUUUCUCAGUGAGAGCUGCGUGAAGAGGCUGUUGGAGAUCACAGAAGGCUCAGAGUUUCUCAGGCUGCAGGUUGAAGGAGGUGGCUGUUCUGGAUUUCAGUACAAGUUUUCCUUGGACACAGUUAUCAAUCCUGAUGACAGGGUAUUUGAACAAGGUGGUGCCCGCGUGGUUGUGGAUGUGGACAGCCUGGCCUUUGUGAAAGGUUCCAUGGUGGACUUCAGCCAGGAGCUGAUUCGCAGCUCCUUCCAGGUGGUGAGCAACCCCCAGGCAGAGAAAGGUUGCUCAUGUGGGACUUCCUUCUCUGUCAAAUUCUGAUCAGAGUUCCCAUGGACGGACACAAUCUUCAGACACUUCCUGGCAGUCUUCAGAGGUUUUUUGCUCAUUCUUUUCCCAGCUGCUUCCUCUCAUCUCCCUUACCCUGUAACACAGCUGUUAGAGAUGACUCCAGCUGUGUGUGUCUGCAUUCAGCCUAUCUCCAAGACUUGUUGGUCUUUCCUUCAGAAACAUGAAGUAGCUC
Molecule: messenger RNA, 820 nt
Organism: Pezoporus flaviventris
Lineage: Eukaryota; Metazoa; Chordata; Aves; Psittaciformes; Psittacidae
Gene: ISCA2
Product: iron-sulfur cluster assembly 2
Exons: 4
Coding region: 100-618 (172 amino acids)
Biological process (GO): iron-sulfur cluster assembly
Cellular component (GO): mitochondrion
Molecular function (GO): 4 iron, 4 sulfur cluster binding; 2 iron, 2 sulfur cluster binding; iron ion binding
Source: RefSeq, a predicted model, not a curated record